This is a messenger RNA of Aspergillus pseudonomiae, 684 nucleotides long. RefSeq lists its product as uncharacterized. Bases 1 to 684 code for a protein of 227 amino acids. The record is from RefSeq and is a predicted model, not a curated record. The transcript is spliced from 2 exons. NCBI's taxonomy places the organism in Eukaryota, Fungi, Ascomycota, Eurotiomycetes, Eurotiales, Aspergillaceae.
AUGGCCGCCCGCCUCGCAGCCCAAUCAAUCCACAUAACAACGACCCCGAUGCCGCGCUCCCUAACAGAAAGCAAACAAAUCCUGACCGCGCUCCAGAAAUUCGGCGAAGUCGUCACCUUCCGCAACCUCAAGUACGACACAACAAACACAUCCCAAAACCCCACCUCCCGAUCGAUAAUCGCCAUCUUCGAAUCCCCGUCCUCCGCAGCGCAAGCCAUCGCCGCCUCCCCGCUCACCAUCCCCCUCGUCAAACCGCCACCCAUGCCCCAGUCGCAGUCGCAUCUGCCCCCGCGCGAACCAGGAACGCCCUCCCCGGACCCCUGGGCCUCGAGUGAACCCCCCGCCCAGUCUCAUAUCACCUGUACCAUCCAGCCGUCGCGACAUAACCAUGAGUCUGCGCUGCGGCGGAACCCGUUCCAUACGCUGUUUCGUGUGAAUGGGAAGAGUUGGCAGUCGAGAGAUCUGGUGAGGACGGGGGUUCCGUUGCGCGAGUUGGCGGAUGAGCCGAUGGCGAGGAAGAGUCAUGAGCCGUUUAGGGUUAAGAGGAAGGUGCAGGCGGAGAAUGAGCGGUUGGGGGCUACGAGUUUGAUGGCGCUUUAUGAGGGCGGGCUGAGGGGGGAGGGGGAUGAGUCGCAUUCUGGGGAGAAGAAGGUGGUUGAGGGUAAGGAUACGGAGGUGGAUUGA